Molecule: messenger RNA, 2461 nt
Organism: Klebsormidium nitens
Lineage: Eukaryota; Viridiplantae; Streptophyta; Klebsormidiophyceae; Klebsormidiales; Klebsormidiaceae
Source: the annotation of a GenBank genome assembly
UUCAAUCUUGAAUGUUCGUUGUUUUAUGCAGCGUUUUGAAGAUUUGGGAAGGGAGGCCUUAAUAAUACAGCAUUUUCGGGGCAAGCUGUAAAAGGCUAAAGCUGACCAAGCUUCCAAAGUUGCAAAGUUUUCAUUAGCAUAUUCUCCGACGCAGCUGCAAGGUGGCGCAUAAGUACGUCUCGUUGUUUGGAGAACAAUUGGAAAUAAGAUCUGUAGAAGGUAGAUAUGCUGAUUCAGUUUUUUGAGGGGCGCGUGUAACCAUGAACUGCCAUGCUGUAGUGCCCCAUUUGAGCGCGCCAGCAUUGGUUGAAUCUAGGAUUGCAGGCGGACCUAGUACUACAGGUCUAUGUAGCACCAGCCAACCUGCGGGAGACAGAUCUUCAUUCUUCCAACCUCCAGCUGUCAGUCGCAAGCAGCGUGUGAAACAGCCAAAAGCUGUCCCGUACGUUGGCGACCAUGACACUAAUCAGUCUCCUUCCAUCUCAGGGAGAACCGAGACUCAGAGGUACAGAUCUCAGACUGAACCAAAUGUUUUGGGAGCAAGGAAGACGAAGCAACACAGAGCGAGAAACGGCGCUCGGCGAGCUACUGCUGUAGAUGUGGCAACGGAGGAGCCAACGGAGGAAGAUCGAACUCCACAGAGGCGGCGGUACAAUCUGAUGGACGAUGUGGGACCGAAUCCGCUGGUGCUCGAGGCGCAGGGCAAAGUGUGCACAGGGCCAACCCAGACGCGGCCGUUAGAUGAGGAGCAGUGUCGGGCCGUGCUUGAUGCAAUCAUUAGAUCAGCAAAGGGCGAGCUCCCACUUGAAGAGCGCGUAUCGCUCGCCCAAAUGGGCGCCUUCUUCGGGGCCAUGACGCUGCGCGCUGAGACGUUCCCUCCACCAACGCAAUGGUCCGAGGGCGAGAAGCGCGCGAUGGCGGAAAAGUGGCCUGAGCUCCAAAAAGUCCUGCCCCCAGAAGUCCAGUUCUUAGCGGAUCCUGAGGGAACGCUGCUGGAAGGCUUGAGCCCUGUGGGGCCUGGUUACACUGGGCACUCGGGCAGGGCGGAGGAGCGGCUGGUGGGCGAUCUGAGGGAGAUCCUAUCGGGCGAGCACCUGGGGUACGAGGAACUCUGUGGGCUGUUGCGGGAGAUUCUGCCGCUCGAUCACGGGCAUGCUGGUUUUGAAGGUUCCGGCCGGGAGGGCUUUGGGGAGGAGGGGUCUGUCAGCGACGCACUGGUGGCCGCGUUUCUGAUCUGCCAACGGAUGAACAAGGAGACGGCGCGGGAGUUGAAGGCGUAUAAUUUGGCACUGGAUGACGAUGUUGGCCAGCCCCCCGUCGCGGACGUCCGGUCGCUGACGCACUACGGGGAGCCGUACGACGGGAACACGCGGUUCAUGCGGAGCACGCUGUUCGUCAUGGCCGUCCGCGCCAGCUACGGCGAGGCGGGGCUACUGCACGGGAUUGAUUACAUGCCGCCGAAGAUGGGCGUCACCGAGGAGCGCAUGCUGCGGCAUCUAGGCGCGGCAACCACGCUGCGCGCGCCCGCGGCGGUGACGCUUCUGGAAGACGAGCGGGUGGCCUUUGCUUACCUCAGCCAGCGGGAGGUGCAGCCGUCAGCCUACUCGCUCAACGACAUGCGGUUGCACAUUAAGAAGCGGCCGCCGUUUGCGACCACGGAGAAGGUGCAACGCUUUGUACAGGCCACUGGACGAGAGGCGAUGGUGGCUGGGUACUACCACGAGGGUUACGAGGAGCCGCUGCUAAUGCUCAUACGCAGGAGGGGAGUCGACGCAGGGAUGGUGGUCAAGGGCGAAGAGGGCGCGGUUUCGUUAACGACCAAGUCACGCUCCCCCGACUCGGGUGGAGGCCCCGGGGAACGCAAGCUGCAAGCCGUGAACCACGUGUCAGGAUUCCGCCCGGUUGAUGACGUUCCGGGGGAGCUUUUGCACCGGGAGCCUUUCACACUGGAUGUGGAAGCGGAGCGGUUUGGAUUCAAGUCGACGGCGACCCCGCGAACGGACAGAUCGGCGGCCAAGAACGUGGAACUAGGUAUGGCGGCUCUGCGAGGCGAGAAAGGCCCUGCGUACGACCGGAUCGUCUUCAACGCCGCUAUGCAGGACCACCUCCUGGGCUGCAACGGGGCCUCCGAUCCGAUGGUCGCGAUUGAAAGGGCAAAGGAUGCAAUUGACAGCGGGGCCGCGCUCCAAAGACUGGAAAACUAUGUCCGCCUUAGCCACAAGUUACUGUAACUGUUCCCAUAUUCAGUGGAGUGAAUAACGUCACCUUGUGUGCUCUUGUAAAUCGGCCGCGUAUAUUCUUUUGGACCACAGCUUGCCUCCUCAGAUUCUAUCCGGCAUUAAUUGAUUGGUAGCAAAAGCUGGGUUCUUAAUUCGUAGUCACAAUCACCUGGUCCCGGAUAUUACUUAAGAAAGUCGCUCUUGAACCUGACGGUCAAGGUGUUCAGAGUGCCACGCAUGAG